GCCUCUGCCUCGCCCUCAAAACGACUGCAGAGUCCGCGGACAGGCGCUCGGGGCUCGGAGAGCCUCUGCGUCCCUAAAAGUGUCUGAAGACUCCCUCACACCGAGCCUCCAUCCCUGCCAAGGUGCCUCCGCUCAGCCCCAGCCCGGCUUCAGACUCGUCAAAACUACCGCUCCCAGAGUGCAUCGCGGGAACCUAGCGACUCCGCGAGUCAGGUGACUGGGGUCAGGUGACUUCGGGCCCGUCCUCCAGCAGACCUGGCCGGACCGGGGAAGCGGGUACUGCCCGAAGCAUCUCCUACGUCUCGUGGGUCGGUCCCAGAGCCUCCGAGGAUCUCAGCUCUUUGAAAUUGAGGAACAUGAUAAGGAGUUGGCUGAUUGUUUUUAUCCUUUUCCCCCUGACGCUCAUAGAGAAAUGUGAGUCGACGGUCAACCUUGCUGUUCCUCCCACGGUGAAGCUGGAAAAUGGGAGCUCAGCCAAUGUCCGCAUCGCCCUUCAGCAUCCCCUAAAUGCAACCUUGGUGAUCACUUUUGAAAUCACAUUUCAUUCAAAAAAUAUCACUAUCCUUGAGCUGCCAGAUGAAGUUGUGGUGCCUCCUGGAGCGACAGAGUCCUCUUUUCAAGUGACAUCUCGAAAUGUGGGACAAAUUACUGUUUUUCUGCACAAAAAUCAUUCCAGCCAAAUCGGCCCAAGGAUACGCUUCUUGGUGAUCCGCAGCAACGUCGUCAGUGUCAUAAACCAGGUGGUUGGCUGGAUCUACUUUGCCGCCUGGUCCAUCUCCUUCUACCCGCAGGUGAUCAUGAACUGGAGGCGGAAAAGUGUUGUUGGUCUGAGCUUCGACUUCGUUACCCUGAACCUGACGGGCUUCGUGGCCUACAGCGUGUUCAACGUUGGCCUCUUCUGGAUGCCACACAUCAAGGAGCAGUUUUUCCUCAAAUACCCGAAUGGAGUGAACCCUGUGGCCAUUAACGACAUCUUCUUCAGCCUGCACGCCGUGGCCCUCACCCUGGUGGUCCUGGUGCAGUGCCUCCUGUACGAGCGCGGCGACCAGCGGGUGUCCUGGCCCGCCAUCGGCUUCCUGGUGCUCUCGUGGCUCUUCGCGCUCAUCAUCAUGAUUUUGGCCGCAGUCGGGGUAAUCACGUGGCUGCAGUUUCUCUUCUGCUUCUCCUACAUCAAGCUCGCGGUGACACUGGUCAAGUACUUUCCGCAGGCCUACAUGAACUUUGUCUACAAAAGCACCGAGGGCUGGAGCAUUGGCAACGUGCUUCUGGACUUCACUGGGGGCUGCUUCAGCCUCCUCCAGAUGUUCCUCCAGUCCUACAACAAUGACCACUGGACACUGGUCUUUGGAGACCCAACCAAGUUUGGACUCGGCAUCUUCUCCAUCUUCUUCGACAUUGUCUUCUUCAUCCAGCACUUCUGCUUGUACAGAAGGAAACCCGGGUAUGAGCAGGUGAACUAGCACCUAGGACACCAGUGUCAGUGGCCCGGGCCCUGUGCCCAAUCAGGAGGCUGGAGAGCAGCCUGGAGUGCAGGGCUGGCUCGGUGUGCAACAUCGGAGAAGCGUUCUCUUCCUCAGGGCCCAACACCUUAAACGUGAACCAGCCUGCCUUCGUCCAGGACUUUCCAGGGCCGGGGAGAAACCUCCCUCUGAGACAGACGCCUGACUCUGCUGCGAGAUUAAAAGGCUGGCUGCUGGCGGCCCCUUGGGUCUUACUGGCAGUCACCUGGCCCCCCCUGCGACUUGAUGCUGCCAUUUCUAUUUUCUUUAAGGCUUCAGGCAGCACCCACAGGUACUGAGAGCCAUGCCAAGCAGGACUGGACGCGGAGCUGGGAGCAGGCCUUGCCUCAAGCAACCAGUGUUUCUGGGAGCAGCUUGAAGGACUGAACUUGCAGCUUUGGUGCCACUGCUGUUCCCAGAGACCAAGCAGCCAGGUGCUGUGGCCAGUGGACUGAGGGGUGCUGUGCUGGUGGCAGAGGGGCUGGGACUUUGGGGUUAGGCCUUGGGUCCCUUCUCUGAGUCUGAACACCCACCUUCCUGACACUUAUUCUACAUAACCCAGCUUCCACGACUGCAGGCACAGGGGGCCUGGGCCAGCGCCUAGUAAAGAAACAGUAUUUCUGGGUCUUGAGGUGCCAGCACCCUGUGGUUCUGAACUGGGCUCACUCCCAACAGCCUGUGGCUCUUUAUCACACUAACACCCCUUUUGGCUUUUUGGGAGGGAUGUUUUGGAAGUGAGUGGCUGUCUGCCUACCUCCACUUUCCAGUCAGGCCCGCGUGAAACCCUCAGCUGCUCCUUCCCCUGUGUCUGGAUACAGGACACACACACACUCACUCACUCCGUGCCUGAGAGGCCUGUUGGACCCGCCAAAUGGUGAGCUCCCCUCACUUCCCCCAGACCUGAGACUCGCCAAUUUUGGGCUGUUCAGUAGCCUCGGAGAAGGACUUGAGACCACCUCACAUAAGACCCAUGGGCCAACCGUGAUCCCAAAUCCCCUUCCCUCCAAACCCAACCAGUUGACACCAGAUGGCAGCCUCUGGAAACAUGCCUUGUACGUGCCUUGAGAUUGUCUAUCCACUCUCCAACUUUUUACUACAAGUUCAAUGAGGGGCCUGUAUCCUGGAUUAAAACCUGUUUCCUUUUGUGCGCCGA
Molecule: messenger RNA, 2652 nt
Organism: Myotis myotis
Lineage: Eukaryota; Metazoa; Chordata; Mammalia; Chiroptera; Vespertilionidae
Gene: CTNS
Product: cystinosin, lysosomal cystine transporter
Exons: 11
Coding region: 357-1460 (367 amino acids)
Biological process (GO): L-cystine transport
Cellular component (GO): lysosomal membrane
Molecular function (GO): L-cystine transmembrane transporter activity
Source: RefSeq, a predicted model, not a curated record